GCUUGCACCGCCUUCGCCUUCCUCAGCCGUCCCUUUUGCGAAUCGUAUUCUUGUCUCUUGCUCGAAUGUUCGUAAACUCGUAAACCAGAUUUGUGGAGUGCAGUGUAAUUGAGCACAUUUCGAACAUUGGUGCAAGAAACUUCAAGUGCGGUAGGGUUGUGUGUAAAAACGCCCAAUUGCUUUUGAAGAAGCUCGCCGAGGAAACAAAGUUAUAGGUGGUGUAGCGUUUAACCCCUUCAUGGUUCAACAUGAGUGAUUAUUCAGCGGUCGCUCCGCCUCCAAAUUUCAGUCAGAGUUCCGCUUUUGCGGCUGCCUUGCAGCGCGCCAAACAGAUUGCAGCGAAGAUCAAUCCCGGCGGUGGUCAGAAUAGCCAAGACGGAAAAUUAAAACGUCCCCUGGAAGAUAGUGCAGAACCUGAAGCGAAAAAAAUGGCAGCAUUAGUAGCAGAUCCUAUGAUUGGUCUCCGUGGAGGACCAGGAGCUCCUAUGGGUGAUCCGAAUGUUCAGUCUAGAUCUGCUGCUCAAUCACCCACAGCCCCACUUGGUCUGGGUGGUAUUUGCAACGAAGAUAUCAGAGUUCCUGACAAAAUGGUCGGCUUGAGUAAGUUAAUCGGAAGAGGCGGAGAACAAAUAACAAGGUUGCAAAGUGAAACAGGCUGUAAAAUACAAAUGGCGCCAGAAAGCGGUGGGCUGUCAGAGCGAAUUUGCUCGCUUACCGGCUCGCGAGAGGCUGUCAAUCGAGCAAAGGAUCUCGUACUGUCGAUCGUUAAUCAACGAAGCAGAACCGAAGGUGGGCCUGGAGAAAUGAAUUUGAGUAUUGGUGGCGGAGGUGGUGGCGGCCCUGGAAUUGGGGGUGGAAAUGGAGGUGGAGGUGGUCCUCCAAACUCAUCGCCGGCCCCAAUGAUGGGCCAUCCUGGAUUCGUUGAAAUCAUGAUCCCGGGACCCAAGGUUGGUCUCAUCAUUGGAAAGGGGGGAGAGACAAUAAAGCAUCUGCAGGAGAAGUCCGGUGCAAAGAUGGUCGUAAUUCAGGAAGGUCCUUCUCAGGAGCAAGAAAAGCCGUUGAGAAUUACUGGCGAUCCUCAAAAAGUGGAAUACGCCAAGAACUUGGUCUAUGAACUGAUAGCAGAAAAGGAAAUGCAGAUGUUCCAUAGAGGGCCGAGGGGUGGUGGUGACAGAGGAAGCGGAGGAGGAGGAGGUCCCGGAAGUUUCAACAGCGACAAUGGCAGUGGCGGUGGAGGCGGUGGCGGUGGUUUCAAUCACGGAGGGCCACCUAAUGGUGAAGGUGUUGAGGUACUUGUGCCACGAGCUGCAGUCGGAGUUGUAAUUGGGAAAGGAGGCGACAUGAUAAAGAAGAUUCAGGCUGAAACUGGGGCCAGAGUUCAAUUUCAGCAAGGAAGGGAAGACGGUCCUGGGGAUAGAAAAUGUCUCCUAUCAGGAAAACCUCAAGCAGUGGAACAGGCUCGUCAGCGAAUUCAGGAACUAAUUGAUAGUGUAAUGAGGCGAGAUGAUAGUAGGAACAGUAUGGGAGGUGGCAGAAAUGGUCCUCGAGGAAAUGGAUUCGGUGGCGGCGGGCGACCGAAUGAGUAUGGUGGUGGUGGUGGCGGCGGCGGUGGAGGCGGUUGGGACCGACGCCAGGGCCAAGGUGGGCCUAUGGACAAUAAGGUUGAAACAACCUUUACCGUACCUUCCACCAAAUGUGGAAUCAUCAUUGGAAAAGGAGGCGAGACGAUCAAACAGAUAAAUAUGCAGACGGGUGCACACUGUGAGUUGGACCGAAGGAACCAGAAUAACGAAAAUGAGAAGAUCUUCAUUAUUCGUGGAAACCCGGAACAGGUGGAACACGCUAAGAGAAUAUUCAGUGAGAAGUUGGGAAUGGGUCCUGGUGGUCAAGGCGCACCCUACCAAGGCGGUCAAGGUGCAAUUGGAUACAAUCCAAACUGGAACGCACAACCAGGUUAUCAAGCUUGGCCUAAUCAGCCUCAACCUAACGAGCAAGGAGGAAAUCCGAAUCAGGCCCCAGUUCAGCUGAAUCCUCAAACUGGUCAGCCGGAUUAUAGUGCACAAUGGGCAGAAUAUUAUCGGUCACUUGGAAUGCACCGGGAAGCAGAGAUGAUCGAGCAGCAGGCCAAGCAAGGAAAACCAGAGCUUAAUCCUCAACAAGCUGCACCAGCUCAACCAACCCCAGCGCCAGGUGGGGCUGCCGGACCUGCCCAACAACCCCAACCUCAACAACAAGCAGGUGCCGCACAAAAUGGAGCUCAGGCUGACUACAGUGCCCAAUGGGCAGAAUAUUACAGAAGCAUCGGCAAAGUCAAGGAGGCUGAGGCUAUUGAAGCGCAAAUGAAGACUGGAAAGGUGGCAGUGCCAGGUAAUCAAAUGGCUCAGCCACAAAUGCAACCAGCCAUGCAGGGACAGCCAGCUGGGCCACAAAGUGCGACGCCGAAUGCCUUUCCACAGGCCUAUGGGAAUUAUCCGGGCAUGAACGCUGGCGGCGCUCCUGGUUAUUAUGGAGGUGCUGCCAAUUCAGCAGCCCAACCCCAAGCAGGACAGCAAAAUCCGUCUUUUCCAACCGGAUAUCAAAACUAUCCUUACUCCCAGCCAAAUUCCGACAACUGAACAGAGGGACAAUGACAUAAUAAUUCUACGAUUUACAGAUAGCUUUCCAGAGGGACGCGUUUAAAGUCUACAGUACCUAUCUUCGUAUAAUGUUUCCAUUAAACCACUAUAAUUGACCGCUUUAUAAAAACCGCAAGCAUCUCAAAUCACCGAUAAUACCGAACUCUGUUUUAUUUAUAGUAUACUAUAUUAUAUCGUUUGCUUUUUUUUAUAUAUAUUGUAGGAUAUCCUCUAUUUCUGAUUAUAAAACAUGAAAGAUACCCUGAGACAAAAUUUAUAGCGUAAAGCAAUAUCAUCAUUAUAUCCGCCUGUGUUCCAUUUACUCUUAUCGUAUGUAUGUAUUUGUAUUCCAUGAUACAUAGUCGCUAGAUAAGUUUAGAUUAGCAGGUGACAAUGCUGCCGAAUGAAGAAGAACCUGGAAUCGUCAAUAGUGCAACUUCGCACAUCUUUUUUCAACUCUGAAUCGUUAUCAGAAAUGCGUUUCUUAAGUAUCAUUAUCAAUCUCGAUUCCUAAUUUUUGUUGCCAGUUAUUAACACCAUUUAUCUUGAUGAAUUACAAUAUAUUAUUUGUUUAUCUACAAGUUCACGAAAAGUUUUAUUGCCUCCAAAUUGUUGAGGUCUCCAACUAUUUUCAUAUUUACAUAUUAGAUUUAAGAAAUUAAGCGACAUUAGAUGGAUGUCUCCUUGUAUCGGCUAUAUCAAUUAUUUUAGUGUAUAAUCCUGGUGUAUCGAACAUAUUACUCGGUUCGUAAUACAUAGUAUUAUUAUAACAAUGCUAACAUAGAUAUAUAACAUCUUUGCAUAUUUUUCGUCGCUGGAUUCCGAAAUGAUUUUAGAUCUGGAAGCAGCCACUUUAUAGAUGUGCCUGUUAAAAAAAUAAAUUACAGGACGGGAUCCAACUUUAGAGGAAUCAGUACCAAGGAAUUAUUCUUGUAGUCACUCUCGGUACGAAAAUGUAGACGAGGACCUAGAGAUUUGCGACUCGAGUGAGUAAUCUGAUUUCGAGAUUUUUUCCAAUCAUGCUUGAUCUGCAUAACAAUUUAAAGAUGAACAAUUAUCGUAAAAAAUGUGUGUUUAGGUUUUGAAAUUUGCAUAUUUGUCAUAUUACUUCUUGAUUUCGAUGCCAAUGUCGUGUAUUAUAUUGUAUUAAGUGCAGAUGAGUUACUGAAUUUUUUGAGAUGGCUUUAAGUUGAAAUUAUUGUGAAUUAUGAAGACUUGUAAAUUUUAGGACCUUACUUUUACUGGAAAAGAUUAAUUAGUAGGUUCCCAUCAUCUACGCUGAUACUGGCUGAAUCAGUCUUUACGUAAUAGGCCAUGGAAAGGAAUGUUUUCGGGUGACGACAAAAAAACUGUUGUUCGGUUCCAGGAAAGUUUAUGAAACGGUAGGAUAACUGUGUACACUUUGAGAUUGAAUGCUGCCUUGGUUUCGACGAUGCAUUAAUUUUUAAUUUGUACUCUUAAUAUAACUACGAAUUGAGCUUGAAA
Molecule: messenger RNA, 4100 nt
Organism: Belonocnema kinseyi
Lineage: Eukaryota; Metazoa; Arthropoda; Insecta; Hymenoptera; Cynipidae
Gene: Psi
Product: far upstream element-binding protein 1
Exons: 13
Coding region: 249-2615 (788 amino acids)
Biological process (GO): regulation of DNA-templated transcription
Cellular component (GO): cytoplasm; nucleus
Molecular function (GO): mRNA binding
Source: RefSeq, a predicted model, not a curated record